AUGAUUCGGCAGGUUUUCUUUAUUGUUUUAUGUGUUUUUGGAUGUUCAUGUUAUGUACGAGAAGUAUACCUGGACCUCUUCUUCAAAUGCAAAGGAGAGCCCGUUAGAAACUUGGUAAUGACCUAUUCCUUUGCCGUAAACCACCGUUAUUAUCAAAAAAUCUUUAAUUUCAGUCGGUUGAACUAUAUCAAAAUAGCUCUUACAGCUGGCAUACCUAUUCCGCGAUGAAUAAAACGUCGACCAAAGGGUUUCUUCAUCUGGAGAGUUGGGGAUGGUCUGUCCUCGAACUACCCCACUUUUUCAUGAUAUUGUGAGUUGUUUGCAAUUUUUUUUUAAUUUUGAAUUUAUUUUAGUCGGAACCCUUGUUGCAAAAAUGGAAAUCCUUAUGUGAAGGCGUUCAUCAGACCCGUUUUCACUGCGAGACGAAAGAUAGUGGAGUUGGAGACUAAAUGCACGAAUAUUUCAAAGGAUUUGGAGAUUGAGUAUUAG
Messenger RNA from Bursaphelenchus xylophilus (pine wood nematode), 489 nucleotides. Lineage: Eukaryota; Metazoa; Nematoda; Chromadorea; Rhabditida; Aphelenchoididae. The record is from the annotation of a GenBank genome assembly.